AUGUCCACACUCUGUCAGGAAUUGGGUAGUCUGGGUGCCCGAAUAUGGAUUCCUCAUGCAGAGAAAGUAUGGGAAGGGGCGGAGUUGUUGGAAGACUACAAAGGAAAGAUACUACGAAUCCAGACUAACGAUGAUAAAGAGCUGAAUAAGAUUCAUAAAAAGUACCCAAAGAAAAUAAAGCAAAAUGCUUAUAAGAUUGAUCCUAAGAAAAAACAGCACGUUCCUUCUAUUAUUAAUAACGGAAUCGUCCUAGUCGCCAUCAACCCGUACAGUGAGCUACCUAUAUACAGUACGGACACCAUUUUUGCCUAUCGUGGGCAAGCGAUGGGCGAUUUGGAUCCACACAUUUUUGCUGUUGCUGAAGAGGCUUACACAAAACUAGAGAGAGAGCAGAGAGACCAGAGUAUUAUCGUGUCUGGAGAAUCUGGAGCUGGGAAAACUGUGUCUGCCAAAUAUGCAAUGCGCUACUUCGCCACUGUUGGUGGUUCAGCUACAGAAACGCAAGUUGAGAAGAAAGUUUUGGCUUCAAGUCCCAUUAUGGAGGCUAUUGGAAAUGCUAAGACCACAAGAAAUGACAACAGUUCCCGUUUUGGCAAGUUCAUAGAAAUACACUUCAGUCCUCAAUACCAUAUUCAAGGAGCCAGCAUGCGAACAUAUCUUCUGGAAAAGUCCCGAGUUGUAUUCCAAGCACCAGAAGAAAGAAAUUAUCAUAUAUUCUAUCAGUUAUGUGCUGUCCGUGAUUCUUUUCCAGACCUUAAAUUGGAUCGACAAGAUGCAUUUCAUUACUUGAACCAAGGCUCCUGUUCUGGGAUACAAGGAGUUAAUGAUGCCAAACAGUUCGAGGAGACUUGCUCUGCCUUAUCACUUCUAGGUUUCUCGGAGCGAGAACAAAAAGAUAUGUGGCAUAUUCUUGCUGCAAUUCUUCACCUUGGGAAUGUUUUUAUUACUGAAUCAGUGGUGGAAGAAUCUGAUGAAUUGGAUAGUGAAUGCAGUGUCAUUGCUGCAGAUGACCCACAUCUUGUUGCAUUUGCAAACUUAUUGCAAUUGGAUGCAAUGGAAAUGAGAUCGUGGCUGUGCCAAAGAAGAAUUGUAAGCUUACGUGAAGCUUUUCUGAAGCCUAUGACUGUUGUGGAGGCUGUCAGUGCACGUGAUGCAUUAGCAAAACACAUCUAUGCCGAACUUUUCAAUUGGAUUGUUGCAAUUGUCAAUAAAGCUCUUCAAACAAGUGGCUCUCAACAGCAACGUUUUAUUGGGGUGUUGGAUAUUUAUGGAUUUGAAACUUUCGAGAUCAACAGUUUUGAACAGUUCUGCAUUAAUUAUGCUAAUGAAAAAUUACAACAACAGUUCAAUCAACAUGUGUUUAAGUUGGAACAAGAAGAAUAUUUGAAAGAGGACAUAGCCUGGAAAUUUAUUGAUUUUUAUGAUAACCAACCAUGUAUUGACCUAAUUGAGACACGUUUGGGUAUUUUAGAUCUUCUUGAUGAGGAGUGUAAGAUGCCUAAAGGCACUGACAAUUCAUGGGUGGAAAAACUGUACAGCAAAUGCAGUUCAUUUACCCAUUUUGCACGUCCUCGUUUUGGGAAUAGUGCAUUUAUAGUAUGUCACUUUGCAGAUAAAGUAACGUAUCAAAGCAAUGGAUUUUUAGACAAAAAUAAGGACACAGUAAUUGAAGAGCAAAUUAAUGUUAUUCGCAAUGGACAGACUAAAUUGAUAAAGAAACUUUUCUGCAAAGAUGAAUCUGCAAAUAAGAAGUUGACAGUGCCUGCUGGACGCACAAAGGUUUCCGUCAAUCCCAAGGCUGCUACUGUUGGUCCUGCUCAGAGACAUCACAAGAAAACGAAUGUUCAUCACUGGCGUAAAUCUAUCUUUGAAAUCGCUGUUAAAUUUCAGGUUGGAUCGCAGUUUCGUGACUCGCUUAAUAUGUUGAUGUCAACAUUAAAUGCUACAACUCCUCAUUAUGUACGGUGUAUCAAACCAAACGAUGUCAAAGCACAAGUUGAGUACAACCCACAGCGUGUUGUUCAACAAUUGCGUGCUUGUGGAGUGUUAGAAACAAUUCGCAUCAGUGCUGCUGGAUUUCCAUCUCGGUGGACAUACAUGGAAUUUUUUCAACGAUACCGUGUUUUAUGUCGAUCAUCUAAUAUUCAACGUAAUAACAUGAAAGGAACAUGUGAGCAUAUUCUCAAAAAUUUUAUCAAGGACACAGACAAAUAUCAGUUUGGUCGCACAAAAAUAUUCUUUCGUGCUGGCCAAGUGGCUUAUCUAGAAAAAUUACGGGCUGAUCGUCGGCGCGCAUGUUGCAUUAUAAUUCAAAAGCAAGUGCGUGCCUUUGUAUGUAGAAAACGUUAUUUGCGCAUAAAACGAUCAGUGGCUCUUCUUCAGAGAUAUGGUCGAGGUUUACUUGCUCGUCGACAAGCACAAUAUCUUCGCCAGACAGCUGCUGCCAUCACCCUUCAGAGGCAUGUCCGCGGAUGGCUGUGUCGCGUCAGAUACCAGAAGCUGCGUAGUGUUGCUGUUGGUCUCCAACGGCAUGGUCGAGGUUUAUUGGCCAGGCGCCGUUACCACCUAAUGAAGCUCAAUCACAGUGCAAUUGUUAUACAACGUCAUAUUCGAGGAUGGUUGGCCCGGAGAAGAUAUCAGAAAAAGCGUCGUCAUAUUGUCUUGGUGCAAUGCGUGGUGCGUCGCUGGUUAGCACGCCGUGUAUUGCGUCGACUUAAAGCGGAAGCCAGAUCAAUGGAACACAUCAAGAAACUUAACAAAGGAUUGGAAAAUAAAAUCAUUUCCUUGCAACAAAGGAUAGAUGAAUUGACAAAAGAAAAUGGCUCCCUAAAACUGUUGCAAUCGGAGAAUGUAGAAUUGCGGUCAAAAGUAGAAUCUCUGGCUGCUACAGAAGUGGAAUGGAAGAAAGCUACAAUUCUUGUUAAUGAACAAAGAGCUAAAUUGGAUCUUCUCGAGAAGGAAUUACAUCAAGAACGGGAUGAAAAGAUGGAUCUAAUAAAUGAGAAAGAUCGUUUAGAAGCUGAGAAAAAAGAAGAAGUUGAAAAAUUGAAUGUAGAGAAUUUAACAUUAAAAGAGCAGAGAGACAAACUUAAUGAGGAAAUACUGAUUAGCCGUGCUGGUGCAGAAGAAUUACUCAAAGAGCGCUUACAAAAAGAAAAGGCUUUGCUUGAACGUGAACAAGACCAAGACCGAAAUGCCUAUCAGAAGCUCUUAGCUGAUUAUCAUCUCUUGGAAACCAGAGCUGAAACAGCUGAGCGUGAGCUUGCCCAGGAACGUCGAGCAGCUCGGCGUUUGCCAGCUCGCUCUGGUGGGGCUUCUGGUGGACAUCAACGAUCUCUUUCAAAUGCUAGUACAGCUUCAGCUCAAGACUUGGAAAAUGUUAGUGCUCUUUCUGAACAAACUGAAGAUGAUUAUGGUUAUGGUUCUGUGCGCUCCACCAUAAGUACUUCAUCCGGUACUAGUGGUGUCAAUCACAUAAGUGGAAGACCAGCUAUUGAAAAUAUUGAUUGGACUGCUGGAACUAGAGUCUCUCAGAGUGCAGUGCAGGCACCUGCAUCUGGUUCUGACACUACAAGCCCAGAGGUAUCCACUCCUGCAUCAGGAGGUGGUCCCGCUGUUGAAGGAGUUGGUCUGGUGCUGAAGCUGCAGCAAAAAGUGAAAGAGUUAGAGAAAGAAAAUGACAGACUGCGACGUAGAGUAGAGUCUCUUGAGAAAGAGGAUUCUCCCAGUGAUGACUUGACGAGAGCCCGAGACUCAUUCAGGGUUCAGGAGUUGGAAAUGGAAAAUGAGAAAUUGAAAUCAAACAUUGCCACGUUACGCAUUGCUGCUGCAGAAGGUUCUGGAAGCCAAGAAUUAUUAAGUCAAUUCCAAGCACUUCAAGCUGAACAUGAACGACAAAGAGAGGAGUGUGUUCAGUUGCGAUCAGUUCUAGCAUCUCACACUCAAGGACUUAAAAAUGUUGCUACAAAUAAUUAUAGCAGUCAUGUCGAUAUAAUCAAUGAAGAUGGAGAAUUGGUACUAGCAUUUGAAGCUCAGAAGAAGGUUACCAGACAACUAGAAAAAGAAUUGCAAGAUGAACAGAUUCGACAUGUUGAAUUGCAACGUGAUUUUGAGUGCUUGCGUGAGGAUUAUGUUAAGCAACGGAAACUUGUUUCUGCUAACUUAACCCGUAGUCCCCAGAGCCAAACAGAAGCAGUCAUGCAGCAUGAAAUUCAACGUCUCACAUCAGAAAAUUUGGAUCUUCAAGAGAGAUAUGAUGAUGUGUCUGACCAGUACCGCAAAGCAAAGAAGCAGGUGAAAUUACUUACAAAGAAACUAAAUGAAGCUGGAAUAAUGGAACCUUUGGGAGAAUCAACUCUUGUUGCAUCUGAUGGCACUGGUACAGCACAGCAUGCUUCUGGAAUCUCUCCUGCACAUAGAGUUGCUUCUACUCGUGGCAACACUUCUGGGCAUCCUGAAGGUCGGCCAAAUCUUGUCCAACGCAAAAAAGAAAGGGAUUAUCUGGGCAUGUUUGAGUAUAGAAAAGAUGAUGAAGCUGUUAUUGUAAAACACUUAAUACAUGAUCUCAAACCCCGGGUAGCAAUUACGCUUCUGCCUGGUUUGCCUGCAUACAUCUUAUUUAUGUGUAUUCGAUACACUGAUCAUGUUAAUGAUGAUGAGAAAGUUAGAUCUUUACUAACUGCUACUAUUAACACCGUAAAGAAGGUGAUAAAAAAAAGACAUGAAGAUCUAGAUUCUACUGUUUUGUGGCUUUCGAACAUAUUAAGGCUUUUGCACAACCUUAAACAAUACUCAGGAGACAAAGCUUUUCAAGCGGAGAAUACCCCAAAACAAAAUGAACAGUGUCUGCGUAACUUUGAUUUAGCAGAAUAUCGACAAGUGCUGUCAGAUAUUGUUGUGUGGAUUUAUCAGGGUGUUAUACGGUACUUAGAAGAACGUGUGCAGCCGUUGGUGGUGCCUGCCAUUCUGGAACAUGAAGCCAUUGCAGGAGUUCACCAACGGGCUCCGGGGGGAAUGCGUGGACGUUUAGCCAGUGCAGAUCGUGAGGCAGAGUCUCCUGUGGAUGUUCAAAAAGCAUUGGAUGCCCUAGUAAUGGAAUUGUCCAGUAUCAAUCGCUGCCUGGCAUUACAUGGAGUUGAUCCAGAACUUGUCGUACAAGUCUUCCGGCAGCUUUUCUACUUCAUAUGUGCCUCUGCACUUAACAAUUUAUUGUUACGUAAAGAUCUUUGUCAUUGGGCAAAAGGAAUGCAGAUUCGAUACAAUCUGUCAUAUCUGGAACAAUGGGCUCGUGAUCAAAAAUUACAGGAUCCUAUGGUUACCGAUACAUUACAGCCUAUUGUACAAGCAUCACAACUCUUACAAGCCCGUAAAACUGAAGAAGACAUACAAUCAUUAUGCGAUAUGUGCAAUCAGUUAUCUAUGUUUCAGAUAAUCAAAAUCUUGAACUUAUACACUCCAGCAGAUGAUUGUGAACAACGAGUUCCUGUGCCAUUCAUUAGGAAAAUUCAGAACAAGCUUCAAGAAAGACAAGAAAACUCCCAGCAGACAACUCUACUUAUGGAUACCAAAUUCAGUUUUCCAGUGAGAUUUCCCUUCAAUCCAUCUAAAAUUCGUUUGGAAGACAUUGAAGUCCCAGAAGUAUUGAAUUUACCAAUGCUGAAAAAGGUUUAGUUAUUGUUAUUUAAAAUGUGUUAAAUUUUGUAAAUAUGUGAAAGCUGUACCUUCCCUAUAAUAGCAAGAGUUACAGUACAGAUGAAAAUUGCCUGCAGGUGAAAUAGAAAAGAAGGAACCAUUAAAAUUCCUGUUUGUGCUCAAGUUUAAUGAUAAUUAAUGAGCCUUUUAUCUAUAGGUUUACUUUGAGGAAAACAAUUAGCAGAAAAAUAUUGAAAUUUUUAAUAUUGGAAUGUGUACAUUCCUAAACUUGUUUGGUGCUUAAUAAUUAGAAUUUUCUUUCAUUGUACUGGAUUUCUUUAUCAAAUUGCAUUGUCAUGAGUAAAGAUACUAAAAGUAACAAAUAAAUAUUACAAUCCCACUUUUUUUUUUUUCCAUUCUAUAGUAGUUUGUUUUUGUGGUACAAACUAUUUUUUGAUAAAUAGAAGUAUGAUAUUCAAAUUUCUGCAGGAAUUAAAGCAGUAUAAAACAGACUUUUUUCCUUAGUAUAUUUCUUUGGUUACUUACUCUUCCAUAACGUAAGUAAUAACAUUCCAUAUAUUUCAUAAAGUAAAUCUGCAAUUUGAGUGGAGUAUAAUAUUCUGGAUGUAAAUGUGUUAGGUUAUAAAAACUUCCAUGUAAAUGAGUUAUUGUUCUAAUGAAAAAUUACAUGUGUAAAUUUUCUUGUCAACUUCAAUAUAAUAUUUUUAGAAUGAAGGCACAUUAAAUUGUAUAAAUUAUUUUCUGUACCCUGUUUUUAAUUAUAAUUUUGUAAUUUAUCUUUUGUCUUCCUGUGCAUCUGUUUUUAUUACUGUUUUCAAUGUGCUGCAGAAAUAACAUGUUUAUUUGUUGGGACAUUUUCAGUGGACAUUUUUAGUCGGUAAUGUUCAUUGAAUCUCUCUCCACUCAGCAUAAAAAAAAUUAAAUGCACAAAGUAAACUGAAACAAUAUUCUACUGCUUGUAUGUGUUAUUUAGUUUCUCAAUCUUUCUUUUUCAAAAGCCAUUUCUUCAUUCACAGAAUGAACCUCAUAAAAAUGUCUCACAUUAGUCAUUAAUGUAGUAGAGUAUUGUGUUCAAUACAUUUGUAAAAUUCCUUAUAAAUUCUUUUACAGAAAUGAAAAUGACAUUUGACAGCAAACUUCUCCUAAGUCGCUCCACAGAUUUUAAUGAUUUUUGAGAUAUAAGUAGAUGGCCUAGUUUAGGAUCACAACAUAUCACUUUGAUGGUCGUGUAUCAACUUUCCAGGGAUAUAAUUAUAGAUUGUUGAGUACUUGCCUGUUCACCGCAGGGAAUGCAAAAAACAACCAUUUACGUAUUAAAAUCUGUAGGUUGCCAUACGCCUGCCAGAAUGUAUUUUGAUGUUGAGUGUUUAGAUUUGCUUAUAAUUUAUGACAAAAUGUCUAGAAGAAAAAGAAGUCCAUGUGAAACCUUUAUCUCAAUAAAUGUAAUAAUUAUAAACACUUCAACCAGAAGCGAGUGUUCUAAAGACUUGCAUGUUUUCAGAAUAUACAUUCUAAAUAAAUUCUUAGACGUGAGUGUAGUUAACAACAACGUCUGUGAAACAAAAAGAUUGGUUGAGAUCAUUUUGAAACACUGAUCACAAACAAAAUAGUUGUGAAUCUUUUAUUCAGGAAAGUCUGGAAUCAACACAGCACUUUUACACGAGCACUUUUGAGUGGUUGGGUAGAUUUAAAUUCCAUUCUUUGACCCCAGGGAAGUGGAUGGGCAGUGCUUGUUGUAUUACAAAUAUGUUGUGUUGACAGGAUUCUUGUUGAGCAUGCAAAAUAGCUGUAUUUGAGUGGGGAGAGCAUUCUAAAUAUAGAAUAACUUCAGUGUAUUGAUUGAAAUUGUUUUAAAGUCAAUUUGUGUUAUUGUAAAACAUGAAAGUGAAAAAACAGGAAACGAAUUCACUACAGUUUUAAUAUCUGGUCAUAAUCCUUCAGUAUUUGAAUCAGUAAAUCCAUCAUUUAAAAUCCUGCAUCUCUGUAAAAUAUUACAGCACAGUUUUGUGUUGGUACUAUCAAUGCAAAGUUUACAAUGGUCAAUUGAGUAUAAACUACUGUUUGAAGGGUUAAAGUUUGUGGUGUAAGUGAAAUUUUGCUUACAUAGGAAGUAAUGAUUAUUUUCAAAUAAUGAUAGAAAUAAAGGCUUUGUGAUAUCUUCUAUUACCGAGGAAACUUACUUCACCUCUUUUACAUUGUAUCUAAAUACUUUAAUCAUUAGGUUUCGGAAAAAUGACUUACAUCAAUAUGACUUUAACCCUCUAUGGUGGAAAUUCGUUUGACAUACCUAGGGACAUCAAUGCUUUCAAUAGAAAAGGAGUCCCUGAUUGUAUAAAGUAUUAUUUAUUUUAAUAAAGAAUAAAAUUAUUAGUGAUUCACUAGUAUCAGCACAGUUUGCCUGAAGAAUAUGUAUGUAAACUACAACUUAAAGAAUACUUGAACCUUAUAAAUGCAACCAGUAUAAUCAAAGUUUUAAAUCACUGUUUGCUGACUGGAUGUUGUUAAAUCUGUAGUAGAUCUAAUAUAUUUUAUCUACCAUAAAAAAAAAGUGUGUAUGAAGUCGCAUACUAAAGAAAGCUUUAUUGGCAUAGUUGAGGAGUCUUGGCGCAAUGUGAUAUCUAUUUAAUAUUUAUUUUUCAUUUAAUUAUUUAUUAUUAAAUAAUAAGCGACAUUAUUAAAUUAUUAUUACUAUUAUUUAAUAAUGAAAGUAGAGUGUACUGCAUAGAUAAAGAUUUCACGUAGAUGGUUAAAUUAAAUGUAUUAAUUAUAUUUUGUUUACUCACGGUCUGUGAUGAUAUUGGUGAAUCUUUCCUAGUGCGAUUUAUUAAAGAUCGUAUCUUACAAGGUACUCAACAGAAGUUCAAAAAUGUUGAAAAGGAUAUGUAUGUAGCCUGCAAAGCCAUGCAGCACCCUUGAAAAAUGUUUUCUUGAUUACUGUAACUAUACUGGCAUGCACAACAACCUUAGGAUCUUGGGUCAGUUGCAUUACUUCAUAGCAUUUUUCUCUUAAGUUGUUGGUAAUGAACAUCUCACUUCUUAAGAAUACAUAUUAAUUUUUCAAGUGUGAGUGCCCCAUAGACAUUUCUGGUCUUGAGUAUGAUUCUUGCCUAAUGUAACAAUUGUCUUUUCUCAAAAUUUGACCUUGUAUUUUUUAUUUCUACAGUUAUCCAUAUUUACUUUCUUGCUUCAUUUUAUUGAACUAUGCAUUCAUCCAUACGAAUAACCGAUCAAUUUUAUAAUUUCUUAAGUUUGAACAUGCUCUUGAAAUGUGGUUGUUGUGUUUUGGUUGUUUUUUCCCUUUCUUAAAUCCUUGGAAUCUUUCUUUACAUAAGAGAGAUACAAGUUUAUCUAAAGUGGGAGAGACUGAAGGAAAUGGAAAGUCACACAUUAAAUUAAUUUAUUUUUCAAUUCGGAUAAUGAAUUAACUAAUGAUUCUGAAUAAUAUACAAAAUUGUAAGAUAAAUGCUGUUAUGCUUUCCUGUUAUUUUUAGCUGCAUUAACAUAAUGCUCAGACUUCUAAGGCUCAUAAAUGGUUUGGUAUGUUAAUACUUUGUUUGUAUUGGUUGCAUUUAUAAAUAUCGGGCUUAACUUUCAGAUGACAGGUUUCCAUAUAUGCUGAGUCUUCACAAACAACUAGGCAAUGACAAAGAAAUUGUAUGAACUUGUAUAUGUUAUCAUUAUGUAUUAAAGUUACUUGUAAGAGGUCUCUGAAGAGGCAACUCAUCCUGCAAGAGACAUGUUGUAGAUAUGUAUUGUUGUAAAAAUUUAAUUAAGAAACAUUCCA
Messenger RNA from Gryllus bimaculatus (two-spotted cricket), 9436 nucleotides. NCBI's taxonomy places the organism in Eukaryota, Metazoa, Arthropoda, Insecta, Orthoptera, Gryllidae. The record is from the annotation of a GenBank genome assembly.